This is a messenger RNA of Lontra canadensis (Northern American river otter), 470 nucleotides long. Its product is annotated as low molecular weight phosphotyrosine protein phosphatase-like. Gene Ontology annotation, biological process: protein dephosphorylation. Gene Ontology annotation, cellular component: cytoplasm. The record is from RefSeq and is a predicted model, not a curated record. The transcript has a single exon. Gene Ontology annotation, molecular function: acid phosphatase activity; non-membrane spanning protein tyrosine phosphatase activity. Lineage: Eukaryota; Metazoa; Chordata; Mammalia; Carnivora; Mustelidae. Bases 3 to 470 code for a protein of 155 amino acids.
AGAUGGCUGAGCCGGUGCCGAAGUCGGUGCUGUUCGUGUGUCUGGGUAACACCUGUCCGUCACCCAUUGCAGAAGCAGUGUUCAGAAAACUUGUAACUGACCAAAAGCUGUCAGAUCAUUGGAGGGUAGACAGUGCAGAGACAUCCAUGUAUGAAAUAGGAAACCCUCCUGAUUACCGAGAGCAGAGUUGCAUGAAGAAGCAUGGCAUCCCCAUGAGUCACACUGCCUGGCAGGUUACCAAGGAAGACUUUGCCACAUUCAAUUAUAUACUGUGUAUGGAUGAAAGCAAUCUGAGAGACUUGAAUAGAAAAAGUAAUCAAAUUAAAAACUGCAAAGCUAAAAUUGAGCUACUUGGGAGCUAUGAUCCACAAAACCAACUCAUUAUUGAAGACCCCUAUUAUUCCGACUUCGAGAUUGUCUACCAGCAGUGUGUGAGGUGCUGCAAGGCCUUCCUGGAGAAGGCCUGUUAA